AGCCCUCCUUUUCAGGAAAGAGGCCAGCUUCCAGCUGAUGCUUCUAAGUCAGUUCUGUGCUCUCAAGCAAAUUUGCGGCACUGAGUGAGACUGAACGUUUCUCGCCCGGCUAUCAAGCAGCCCACCGGAGACAAACUAAGGUGCAUCUACGAAGCGACAGGUGCCGAGGACUGAGCCUGUCUCUCUCUCCCUCUCACUCUGACACGCAGACAUGGCCUCUUCCCUGCUCAGCCGACAGAUAGCUCUGUCACUGCCGCAAAACCUGCGUCUGUGCGCCCCAGGAUACCGAUAUGUCAGCAAAACAGCCGCAAAGACUCUGGAGGAGUUUGAGUAUGACGGCCCGUCGAUGAAGACCGAAGUGCCGGGUCCUCGGUCCAAAGAACUGAUGAAGCAGCUGGGAGAGAUUCAGAAUGUUGGCGCGGUGCACUUCUUCUGCAACUAUGAGGAGAGCCGUGGGAAUUAUCUGGUCGACGUGGACGGCAACCGCAUGCUGGACGUGUACACCCAGAUCUCCUCCAUCCCCAUAGGCUACAACCAUCCGGCGCUCAUGAAAGUUAUGGCAAACCCGAACAAUUUGAGUGCAUUUGUGAACCGGCCAGCUCUCGGGAUCCUGCCACCAGAGAACUUUCCAGACAAGCUGGUGGAGAGCCUCCUUUCAGUAGCCCCCAGUGGAAUGCGCCGGGUUCAGACAAUGGCCUGUGGCUCCUGCUCCAAUGAGAACGCCUACAAAGCCAUGUUCAUCUGGUACAGGAACAAAGAAAGGGGUCACAACACGCCAUCCCAGGAGGAGAUCAACUCCUGUAUGGUAAACCAGAUGCCUGGCUGCCCUGACCUCAGCAUCUUGUCCUUCAUGGGCGGGUUCCAUGGCAGAACUAUGGGUUGCCUGGCGACGACACACUCUAAGGCCAUCCACAAGCUGGACGUCCCAUCCUUCGACUGGCCCAUUGCCCCCUUCCCCAAGCUACGCUACCCGCUGGAGGAGUUUGUGAGGGAGAACGCCCAGGAAGAAGCCCGCUGCCUGGAGGAGGUGGAGGACCUCAUCGUCAAGUGGCGGCAGAAGGGCAAACCCGUGGCCGGGAUCGUGAUCGAGCCCAUCCAGGCCGAGGGAGGGGACAACCACGCCUCCGUCAACUUCUUCCGCAGCCUGAGGAACAUCGCCCGCAAGCACGGCUGCGCAUUCCAUGUGGACGAGGUGCAGACCGGGGGUGGGGGCACAGGCAAGUUCUGGGCCCACGAGCACUGGGGCAUGGAGGACCCCGCCGACGUCGUCUCCUUCAGCAAGAAGCUCCUGACGGGCGGCUACUUCCACAAGGACGAGCUGACGGCCGACAAGCCAUACAGAAUCUUCAACACGUGGAUGGGAGACCCUUCCAAAAACCUGUUCCUGGCCGAGGUGCUGAACGUGAUUAAGAGGGAGAACCUGCUGGAGGAGGUGACGCGUUCUGGGAAGGCUCUGCUCCACGGCCUGUACGACCUCCAGGCUCAGUACCCUCACAUCCUGAGCGCAGCCAGAGGCCAGGGCACGUUCUGCGCCGUCGACGUCUGCGACGAUGCCACGCGCAACGCCCUCAUCGCCAAGGCCAGGGACAAGGGGGUGAUCCUUGGAGGCUGCGGGGAGCGCUCCAUCCGGUUCCGUCCUGCGCUGGUCUUCAAGGAGUACCACGUGCACCUCUUCCUCAACAUCUUCAAUGACAUCCUGGCCAGGUACAAAUAGAGGGAGUGGCUGCAAGCCAGGCGCCACCCACCACCAAGCACAAGGGUCCAAUCCGCAGAGAGAUUCAUCCCGACGUAAUCGCAAACGAGCCAAUCACACCUUUUCCUCCCCUCCUCCCUCCCUCUCUCUUUCCUCGGGGGCAGGGUCACGACGCUCAGAGAACAGAAAAUGUGAUUUUAAGAAAUCCCAGGUAACGAGCCAUCAUGACAGUGAGAGUCGUGACAAGUACCGUGCUAGACCCCCAAGGACAGAAGCACAAUAAUGCCUUUUUGUUUUGUUUCUUUGUUUUUUUUUUGUUUUUUUUGUGGUUUCAUUUUAUUUUUGUAAUUGUACAUGAAGCGUACUGCGUUUCAUAAAUGAUCACUCCUAAUUUGACAUGAGAAGACAAUGGAAUUGGUUUUCACUACCUAAAGGAUGUUUUUGUUGGGUUUUUUGGCACAGAACAGCACUGUCAAAUAUGGCACAUGGUUGCAAAGACAAGGCAAUGCACUCAAAGGAAAAGCAUGUACCAGGGGGCAUUUUCGAAGCGUGAAGCUGAAGUACCAGUGUGGCAUGGGGGGUCUUGCUGGGCACGGGGUGGCUCGCAGUCACAUCCCAGGAUCACAUGGUUUCUGACGAGGGCUUUGCAUCUGUCACACUUGCGUCCAACCCAGCCACCUCUGUAAUGACCAUGAUCAGUCCAGGUUUGACUUGGGAACGGAGGAGAGGGUCAGACAGAAGCCGCCAACAUCGCAAAGGACUCCGGAGCGGUCUGCAUCCUGUCCGCCUACCGCCCAAUCAACUGCUCCGCUACUGCGAAUCCUGCCUCUAGCUCCCUCCAGUCCCCAGUGUUACCGCUUCAGAGCUGCGCAAAGCAUCUCGCUGCUGUGAAUUUUGUAAUGGAUUUGUCAUUGGUACGGCAGUUCGGAAUCUGUAGGCGUUUUAGACUGAGAGAUGCUGACACGCAACGGUAAACAAUGUUGAUGCAUAGCUGUCAAUGAAACUAACUUCAGUAAGCUAUUAACAAUUAAAAACAUUCAUGUUUCCCAGUUCUGCUUCAGAGCAUAGGCUCUCAGCAAAAACAAACAGGCACUUGCACAAAUAUAUGUUGUAAAUUGUCAAAUUCAGGAAAAUCUUAAUGUAAUUAACCAAUGAAAACUUUCCCCUGGUCAGGGACAAGAUACAGUUCAAUCUAUUUUUAAAGAGAGCUUGUAGAUUUUGACACUUAACAGGAACGUCUAACAGAUACUCACUUCUCCCCUCCUGCUCCUGGCAAGAAAGGAAAAUUUCUGAAAACAAAUUUUGCCUGGAUCGAGUGCCACCAUUAUAGACAAUAAGGAAAGAGGCUUCACAACACUUGUUCCCUUUGGUGAUAAAUUGAGACAUUGAAAUUGCAGUUUAAAUAUUACAUAGCCUAACUGUCUAGAGUUCCCUCCCCAUAUAGCUCUUUGACUAUCAGCUGUUAAACUGAUAUGACUGUUAUACUGGCAACAUGUGCUUAAAUCUCUAGGUUUGUACAUGGAUUUUGGGUCUGUGGUGUUCCUACAGUGUUUCAGCACAAGGUAAUUAUGAUCCUUUCAUUGACAUUUUGAGGGCAUUUUGAGAGCACAGCUAGUUCAGAAGAAAGCACUAGAUACGCUACUUAAAACCUGACUUCGCAAUCCUGGCAUUGUCAUUAUUUUGCUAUGUUUUGCUGCAACGCAACUUGGGUUAGAGCCGCUGUCAGCACUGCGCACAGGUGAAUACUGCCCAGGUGACACACACCAGUCUGACAGUCUUAAACAUAUGUGAGUCACUUGUUUAGAAACUCAGCAAAAAGUGAUGGUGUUUGGGGCGAAUCUUGAGUCUUAAAGUACUGGUUGUGAAGCUAUUUUUUGUUGUUUCUUUUUGUGGUUUUUUUUUUUUUUUAUCUUUAUUCUUAAGCUUUGACAUAAAGGUCUCAAUCCAACUGCCAAAA
Molecule: messenger RNA, 3650 nt
Organism: Megalops cyprinoides (Indo-Pacific tarpon)
Lineage: Eukaryota; Metazoa; Chordata; Actinopteri; Elopiformes; Megalopidae
Product: 4-aminobutyrate aminotransferase, mitochondrial-like
Exons: 16
Coding region: 212-1714 (500 amino acids)
Biological process (GO): GABA catabolic process
Cellular component (GO): mitochondrion
Molecular function (GO): pyridoxal phosphate binding
Source: RefSeq, a predicted model, not a curated record